CCCGUACAAAUCUUGCACUCGGUUAAAAAUUCGUAAAAUUAUAAGAUAAGAUAUCGUUAUCAUCGUUAUUUUUAUUCCCGACUUUGCAGUUUUAGUUUCUAUGGAAACGCGUGGCAAACAAAGCAAUAUGGCGACAGCAUAAAUAUCUUAUAAAUAAAACAGAAAGCAUCCAAAACAAAAAUAUCCUUUAAAAUGUCCAAAGAGGUCGAAAAUACCUAUAAAAUUCGUCCAAAUUUCAAAGAUAAAUUUCGUCCAGCUACCGUAAAAUCUCUAAUUCAUAAUGUUUUGCACGAGGAACUGGCUGGAAAACAAUACAAUAGCGAUGAAUGUACCUUAUGGUCAAAAAAAUUAUCCGAAAUGAUAAAAGGAAAAAUAAAAGAUCUCAAGCUUGACAGAUACAAGAUAUUAGUUCAAGUUGUAAUUGGUGAACAGAAAGGAGAAGGAGUUAAAGUUGCAUGUCGAUGUCUUUGGGACUCUGACACUGACAAUUACGCACAAGAUAUAUUCAUGACGGAUACUUUUUUUUGUGUUGCGUCAGUUUAUGGUGUUUAUCAUUAUUAACAGAGAUAUUCAUUCAUCACAAAUUGAAAACGCUGUUCCAUUUCAAGACAUUUUUGCGCGAAUUUCAAUCAUCAACUGAACAAUUAUUUUACCGACACUGCAAAUCCUGAUAAAUUUGCAGAUUCAAUUAGUUUUCAGUUUUUGUGUUUGAAACAUAGAACUCAUCAGAAGUAAAGUUUUUAAAUAUCAUAAUCAACAACAACCUACUAAAAGCUUGUUAUAAAUUACUUUAAAAACAUGCCAUGGCGCUCUAUGGACAAUUUAAACAUCUAAAAUCUAAUUUCUAAUUCUAUAAAUCUCACUUAUCCUGACUUUUAUUGUAAUGUCAGAAUGUUCAUAGUGAUUUACACUACAAUGCAGUACUGAAAUAUUACAUGUAUGUACGUUCACGAGAAA
This is a messenger RNA of Xenia sp. Carnegie-2017, 957 nucleotides long. RefSeq names its product dynein light chain Tctex-type protein 2B-like. The transcript has 5 exons. Lineage: Eukaryota; Metazoa; Cnidaria; Anthozoa; Malacalcyonacea; Xeniidae. Bases 193 to 561 code for a protein of 122 amino acids. The record is from RefSeq and is a predicted model, not a curated record. Gene Ontology annotation, molecular function: dynein intermediate chain binding. Gene Ontology annotation, biological process: microtubule-based movement. Gene Ontology annotation, cellular component: cytoplasmic dynein complex; cytoplasm.